UCGGCGGUGGGUGCCGAGCGGCAGUCUUGAUCGCGAUGGUGAGCGCAGUGAACGCGGGCUCGCGGAGCGAGAACACCCCCAAGCUUUGGGCCUACCGCAACGGGAAUGGCAACGGUAACGGGAACGGAAGCAUACACCACGGUUUUAUGUCCAGUUCGCCCCCUGGGAGCUCCCCCCCAAGCAGCUCCCCGCCGUCAUUUUCUCCAAUCGCAUCUCCGCAUCCCUUCAAAACUCUGCGACGCUCCAACUCUUCCUCCGUGUUCCUUCUGGACCGGCGAAUCCAGUCUCCGUCACCGCCACCCAUAGCCGACAAUCGCUCCCUCUUGGGCUGCAUCUUCGGAUCCCUCCCGGUGCGGUUCUUCGUUUUCCUCCGAAACCUCGCCGCGACGGUGAUCUACCUGAUCUGGAGCCAAGUUUUCCUCAUCGGUCCGACACUCUGGAUUUCGUGUGUGCUAUGGUUCUGGUGCAAGUGCAUCUCCAUUCCCCUCGCGAUUGUGAAGUGGAUCUUAACCGUGAUGUUCACCUCCGCGUCGGAGCGCGCCCGCAAGAAACGGACCGUUCUCAUAAGCGGCGGGAGCAGUAUUCAAGCCCUCCACCUGGCGCGCAACUUUUAUUCAGCCGGCGCUCGGGUUGUCGUCUGCGAAGUGUCCGGUCUCUUCGGCCUGGCCCGCUUCUCCACGGCCGUCCACCGCUUCUACACGCUCCCGAGGCCGAGUGGGGAGCGCGGCGAGGAGUAUGUCGAAGCUGUGCGCAGGAUCGUGGAAAAGGAGAAAGUAUCUUGGUACAUACCGGUGAGCGCCUCUAACACGGCCUACUACGACGCCCUUCUCAAACCCCAGCUGGAGGCCAUGAAGUGCACCUGCUUCUGCCCGGGGCUCAAGGAGGUGUGCACGCUCGACGACACCCACGAAGUGCUCAAGAAGUGCCGCUCGGAAGGGAUGGCCACGCCCAACUUCUACCCGAUUGCCUGCAAAGACGACAUCAUCCGGCUCUACGAGAAUGGGACCCUCCGCUCAGGGCGACACUACAUGGUGAGCAUCGGCGUCCAGGGCUGUCGAGAGCGAAUUAAACUCAACGUCCCCAAUUCGAGGAAAGACUUCCGGGUCUCACACUUGGUGACGGAGCAGCGCCCUUGGUUGAUCGUUCAAGAUUAUCCAGGAGAACGGUUCGUGACGUGCACCACGGUCGAGGACUCGGUCGUCGUCGCUAAUGUGACGUGUCGCGUGGAUCGUGCCGACGGGGGCCUGGUGCCCCUGGAGCACGCCGAGAUCAAUCAGUGGCUUCAGCAGUUCUUCAACAAGCUACGGUUCCUCCGUCCGAUCACGGGGCACAUCAGCUUCCGCUUCGUCGUGUCCUCGGUUAGCGGUUCUAUCGUCCCCGUGGGCUGCCGUGUUGGCGUGAGCCUCCCAUACAUCUGCUACACGAGUGUGCACACGCGGAUCGUGUGGAAGCCGUGUCGGCACUUCAAUCGACAAGUCUCCGGACCGCUCGUCCUCAACUCCGGCAGGUAUUGGAUGCACGAGACCGUGUUCAACACAAUUCGGCAACCCGGACUUCUGUCCGUGGUCCGGCUUCUCGGCACUGUUCUCGACAAGCGCGAGGCGCUAUUUGCCUACUGGGAUCCUCUUCCCUACUGCGCCUACUACCAUCUCCAGCUCCCGUUCAACCAUCUCGUCAAGUUUGUCACCGGUGAGAAGCGGGUGGCGUUGGGAUCCUCUCGAACCAUCCUUCAAAGGACGAUGACGCAACCAAGGUUGCAGUGAGCUAUUUUAUUUAGUAUUCUCCUUUUUCCCAGGAGUUUUCUUAGAGCUCCUGCUAGUGUUUUUGUGUGCGUAUUGAUACGACGAGACGUUUCUUCAAGUUGUCCUCGAGCAGGCAAUGAGCUUUUUCUUUCCUAGAAUUAGUCAUUUUUCUGUCACCUAAUCUCUUAACCACUCACCUACGAGAUCCCCUCUUCUUUUAUUUUAUUAGCUACUGACCCUUACGUGCUUGCCGCGUAGCAAUUUAUUCAGACUGAAUGCCAGGAGUAAUUUCCACGAAUUCUUCGAUUUCAUUUCUCUGAAGGCCCUUUUCUCCCUGUUCCCUUCAGAAUGGAUAUGGGGAGCUCUACUUUUGCUACAUUUUGAUAGAUUCCAAAACUUGUGCAGGAUAUUUUACCAUUAUAAUCAGGGCAACAACCCUCCUACUCUUAAAGGAAGCUAGGUAGGCUUCAAAACGAUGAAAUUCCGAUUUCUUCUGGUUGAUUCCCUCUUCAUUUCCGCAGUCCCCGUCCUGAAAUGACUAAGAUGAACACGCCAGCUAUGGGUGAUCUUGGGAGUUCGUUAUAGAGAAAACCAGGGGCAACAUCGUUUUUCUUGUAAAUUUUUAUCGCAGAGAAUUACGUGAAUCGUAAAUCCCAGAGCAUGCAAGAGCUCCACUGCCUUCUUGAAAAAAUAAGAGUCAACCAAAAUUAAGCUAUACAACUCCUCUUUGAAAAGUGGGAGGGAAAGAAGGUAGACGGAUUGGGAUAAAAAUAACAUUUUCCUUUUUUCAGUAGAUCCAGAUCCGUAGUCCUCCCGGAAUUCUGAUGUAAUAUCAAAAACAAG
Molecule: messenger RNA, 2585 nt
Organism: Bemisia tabaci
Lineage: Eukaryota; Metazoa; Arthropoda; Insecta; Hemiptera; Aleyrodidae
Source: RefSeq, a predicted model, not a curated record